Messenger RNA from Oryctolagus cuniculus (rabbit), 2651 nucleotides. RefSeq names its product solute carrier family 43 member 3 (gene SLC43A3). The record is from RefSeq and is a predicted model, not a curated record. NCBI's taxonomy places the organism in Eukaryota, Metazoa, Chordata, Mammalia, Lagomorpha, Leporidae.
GCGAAGGGGAAGGAAGUGGUGGAGAACCAGAGGCCUGUCCCAGCCCCUUCCGGGCAGGCGGGCGCGGGCGGAGGCGAGCAGGGCACCGGGCGGGGCGGUGAGAAGCGCGAAUCUGAACUACGACGCGCGCGGGAAGAGCGCGGAGAGCUGCGGCGUGGAGCGGGCUGGCUCUGUUUUGUGCCCAAGCCGCAGACAGAACCAGAGAACUCCAGGAAAGGAAAGGCUCGCCAAAGGAAUUUUCCAAGGGCUCAGACGCCAGGACUUGAAGCUGCUGUGGUCAGCCAGGGAGGACAACGUGGGCUUUGAGGCUCAGUGCCUGGGGCCAUGGUGGGCCAGGCCCUGCCCCUUCACGUGGCCACCCUGCUGACAGGGCUACUGGAGUGCCUGGGCUUUGCCGGCGUGCUCUUCGGCUGGACUUCCCUGGUGUUCGUCUUCAAAACAGAGCACUACUUUGAGGAGCUGUGUGAGCCGCCGUCUGGAACACUGGGCAACACCACUGAUUGCAAAGCCCAGGAUGAGAGGUUCUCGCUCAUCUUCACCCUGGCGUCGUUCAUGAACAACUUCAUGACGUUCCCCACCGGCUACAUCUUUGACCGAUUCAAGACCACUGUGGCCCGCCUCCUAGCCAUAUUUUUCUACACAAGUGCCACCCUCACCAUAGCCUUCACCUCUACAGAUUCGGCUGUGCUACUCUUCCUGGCCAUGCCCAUGCUCACCGUUGGGGGAAUCCUGUUUCUCAUCACCAACCUGCAGAUCGGGAACCUAUUUGGCAAACAUCGUUCGACCAUCAUCACCCUCUACAAUGGCGCAUUUGACUCUUCCUCGGCAGUCUUCCUUAUCAUCAAGCUUCUUCAUGAACAGGGCAUCAGCCUCAGGGCCUCCUUCAUCUUCCUCUCUGUCUGCAGCAUCUGGCAUGUGGGACGCACUUUUCUCCUGAUGCCCUGGGGGCACAUCCCCUACCCUCUGCCACCCAACUACAGCUAUGGUCUGCACCCUGGGUUCAGCUCACAGUCCCUGGCCUGUGUGCUGGGAAUGGCACCGCAGCAACGGAAAAGAAGAACUGAGCAAGAGAACAAGGAGCUGCAGUCAAAGGAGUUCCUUUCCUCCAAGGACGAGACCUCAGGACCGGGGCAGCAGCAGGGACCUGGCUCCUUCUGGAGCUACGCUCUCUCUUGGCGCUUCGCCUGGCAUCUGGUGUGGCUGUCUGUGAUACAGCUCUGGCAUUACCUCUUCAUUGGCACUCUCAACUCCCUGCUGACCAACCUGGCCCAGGGCAACAUGGUGCUCAUCAGCACCUACACAAAUGCCUUCGCCAUCACUCAGUUCUUCGGAGUGCUGUGUGCCCCCUGGAAUGGCCUGCUCAUGGACCGGCUGAAACAGAAGUACCAGAGGGACAUGAGAAAGACAGGUUUCUCUGACGCAUCGGUGGCCCUCUUCUCGGCCGUGCCCUCGCUGGCGCUGACGUCCCUGCUGUGCCUGGGCUUUGCCCUCUGCGCCUCGGUCCCCUUCCUCCCCCUUCAAUACGUCACCUUCGUCCUGCAAGUGAUCAGUCGCUCCUUCCUGUACGGGGGCAAUGCAGCCUUCCUCACCAUUGCUUUCCCUUCGGAGCACUUUGGGAAGCUGUUUGGGCUCGUGAUGGCCUUGUCGGCCGUUGUGUCCCUGCUGCAGUUCCCCCUCUUCACCCUCAUCAAAGGCCCCCUCCAGAAUGACCCGUUCUACGUGAACAUGGCGCUGCUGCUGGUCACUCUCCUGACGUUCGUCCACCCCUUCCUGGUGUACCGGGAGUGCCGUGCUCGGAGAGAAGCCCCUUGUGCCACCGCGUAGUUCCAAGCCCUCCCUCAUCAGCCCCAAGGAUGCUGUUACCAGUCUUUCCCCCACCUCGGAGGAUCCCCGGUGCAAAGACUGCACCUGCCCAAACUGCUAUUAAGCCGCUGUUGUUUUUUUCUUAAAAAAUCCAAACAUAUCUAACCACCGCCAGGACUUCUGAUUGCAAGGACAGAAUCUUGGUCGCCAAGUGGGUCGAUGCAGUACAGACCCAAAGCGAAAGCACGGGGAAGUUCCCCUUUGCUUCCAACAGGAGGUUUUCUCCCCGGCCGUGGCCUUGGUGACCCUUGGCCCCUGCGAGGAGAUCUGCAGAAGGAGGUGUGCCACCUGCUUCUUUAGGCUGCAGGUGCUGGAACCUCUGCUGCCAGGUGGCCUCCAGGGGCAGCCCGAGGUUGUCACAGCCCAGCGGCCCCAGCUUGUCCGCCAUGGCACAGCCUUGGUUACAGAACUCACAGUGAGCGUCCAGGGGAAAGACCAGCGGAUGGGAAGCCCUGGGAAGAGUUCCUGCUCGGCCACUGGUGCUGGGGGGCCUUGGGCUGACCCUGAGCAUGAUAUUUUCCAUCUGUAGAAUGAGAGGAGGUCUGGAGUUGGAGGUUCUUUCUGGAGCUAUGAAGGACAGGACAGAGUCAGGCCACCCCGAGGGACUUGGGGACCAGCUGGCCCGCUGGGUGGGAGGAUUUCUGAUCAACUCCCUUGGGGAUAUUUUUCUUUUCAAGGUGGCUGAUGGUUAUUUACUUUGAGCAUUGUAUAGAGUUUUUCUAGGGGAUAAUUUUUCUAGAAAAAUAAAGCCUCUGUGAGUAAGGCAGCUACCGUUCCUGCUCCGUUAA